GUUGACUAGGGAAGCUGAGACUCUAGUUCUAAGUUCGAAGAGAAGAAGAAGAAGAAGAGAAUUUGAGCAACUGUGGAUGGAGCUACCUCAACCUCGCCCCUUUGGAUCUGAAGGUAAAAAACCGACACACGAUUUUCUUUCACCUUACAGCCAUUCUCGGUUCCAGCACCAAGAUCCAAAGCCUACUACUACUUCCGGGAUUUACCUGAAAACGCAUGAUUUUCUGCGACCACUGGAAAGAGUAGGGAAGGAUGGCAGAAAGGGUGAAAACGCAGUGGAGAAUGUGAAAACGUCAACAGUAGUCGAAAAGCUGUCUCCAACAACAACAACAGCAUCGGUGGGGCAUGUGCUCCCCGGGGGAAUUGGCACUUACAGUAUAAGCCAUAUUUCCAAUUUCCCUCGACGGGUUCCAAGGCCUGAAGGGAUUGUAUACGGUACAGAGAGAAUUGGGGAAGUUAGCAAAGCUAACUCUGACUGUAGCUCUUACAGCAGCGGAGGCGCAUUUACAUUGUGGGGGGAGUCCGUGGUGAAGGACCACGGUGCGGCAGUGAAGGAUAUUGCCGGAGCAAGACACGUCGUCACGAAAGGGCCGGCGGAGAAGUUGGGACCUUGGUCGUCAGAGCGGGUAACGCAGUUUCCUUUCAUCCAUCGCAACAGCUUGAGCUCUCAGUCAUUCUCCAAGCCUGCGGGGCAGAAGAAUCAGAACUUCAUGGAGAUGAUGAAAUCUGCCAGUAGGGGUCCUCAGGAAGAGGAGGACGAUGACGAUGAGGAGUUCGUUGUGAAGAACGACGGUUCACUCCAUAAAGGGGAUUUAACUGUAAAAGAAGACGGCAAGAUCGCCACUCUGAAGCCUAUCACACCACGAUCGAAGCAUUCGGCUACAGAGCAGCGUAGGAGGAGCAAGAUUAACGAUAGGUUUCAAAUAUUGAGAGAACUUAUACCCCAUAGUGAUCAAAAGAGAGAUAAGGCAUCUUUCCUAUUAGAGGUCAUUGAGUACAUUCAAUUUUUACAUGAGAAGGUACACAAAUAUGAACAAUUAUAUCCAGGAUGGAAUCCAGAGCCAACUAAGCUGACGCCAUGGAGAAGCAGCCAUGGUCCUGGAGAAAGUAUGAUUGAUCAUUCACGAGAUAUGAAAACUGAUCCUGGUCCUGGGUUGAUGUUUGCUGGAAAAUUUGAUGAGAAUAAUGUUGCCAUGACCCCCACCAUGCUUCCAAAUGCACAGAAUGUUGUUGAAUCUGAUGUGAGCACAGGUGCUGCCUACAGACCAAUGGAUCAUCACGUUGGUCUGGCAGAGAAGUCAAUACCCUUGUCUAUUCCUAUGCAACCAAACAUGUUCGGUCCUGUGGGACAAAGUGGUGGGCUUGCCCAACCGCCAUUGAGACCCAUGUCAGAUGUGGAAGACAUGUCAGCUCAGCCUCAAUCCAAGUUGUGGCGAAACAAGCCAUGUACUACCACAGGUGAUACACCAAAUGAGCUGGAGGAUCUGACUAUUGAAGGGGGAACAAUUAGCAUCUCAAGUGUAUACUCUCAAGGAUUGUUGAAUUCUUUAACACAAGCACUUCAGCACUCAGGUGUGGAUUUGGCACAAGCUAGUAUCUCAGUGCAGAUUGAUCUUGGGAAGCGAGCAAUUAAUAGAUUGGCUACUAUGACAUCCAGUGUUCAGGAUCAUGAAGACCCUUCUGGCAAUCGAGCAAUGCCACAUUAUAGGGUUGGAAGCAGUGGUGAGGACUCGGAUCAUGCUCAGAAGAGGUUAAAGACGGAAAGAAGCUAGUAGAGGCCCAUACUUCACUUUUGGCUUAUUUUCUCCCUCCCGUAGGAGUUUAUGUUCUCGUGGUCCACCAGACUCGGUAGUGAUCAAUUGUACAUGCUCUGCUUUUUUGGUUUGUUGGGACAUAUUCUCCUUUCAAACCAUUAUAUAUUCAUUUAUUUGUAAUUUUCUUCCUUAACAAGAGGCUUCCCAAAGGGUUUGAGAAGCUGCUUUGACUUUCAAAGUUCCCCUUCAGAUGUGAAUUUUGUUUGCAUUUCUAAUGUCCGCUACACAGUUCAAUGGAGUGUAAGAACUUGUUCUCU
Telopea speciosissima is the source of this 2070-nucleotide messenger RNA. RefSeq names its product transcription factor BIM2-like. NCBI's taxonomy places the organism in Eukaryota, Viridiplantae, Streptophyta, Magnoliopsida, Proteales, Proteaceae. Gene Ontology annotation, molecular function: protein dimerization activity; DNA-binding transcription factor activity. The transcript has 13 exons. The coding region runs from base 77 to 1771 and encodes 564 amino acids. The record is from RefSeq and is a predicted model, not a curated record. Gene Ontology annotation, biological process: DNA-templated transcription.